Lineus longissimus is the source of this 6502-nucleotide messenger RNA. Its product is annotated as transmembrane channel-like protein 7. The transcript has 16 exons. Gene Ontology annotation, molecular function: mechanosensitive monoatomic ion channel activity. NCBI's taxonomy places the organism in Eukaryota, Metazoa, Nemertea, Pilidiophora, Heteronemertea, Lineidae. The record is from RefSeq and is a predicted model, not a curated record. The coding region runs from base 388 to 2784 and encodes 798 amino acids. Gene Ontology annotation, cellular component: plasma membrane.
UGUGUCAUUGUGUGUUUGCUUAUCAUUUCCUACGUGUGCUUUUGUCAAUCGGUGUGUGUACUGACCUAGACGGUUGGUCUGAUGAGCAAGCAGACGCACGUUUUGAUAUUUUCCGCUCGCUUUUCGCUGGAUGCGAUUGUGGAAUAAUUACAUCUCCUGGUCGUUACCAUAAUUUGCCACCUUUUAAAAAAAAGGCAAUUUAUAUCUAAAGUCAUUCAGAUGUUUUUGGUGAUUUUCUGUGUUCGAGUCAUUGAAUUUUGAAAUUGGUUGCUCUGGAUUUGUUGCGCUUGCCGCGGAUUUUUGUUUUCGGGAAUUUUGCUGUGUUUUAUUUGUGGAACCUGGUGGAGCUGUUGUCCAUUGUCUACCUGUGUUUGGUCCUCAAUCAAAAUGACGGGAGAUAAAAUAUUCCCACAGGAACCUGCCCGCUGGACUCGUGCCGAAAACAUGUCUUAUUUAAACGAAGCGUUUGAGAUGGAGAGAUGGGAUGAUGGAGAUGAGAGGAUUACAAUACCAGAAUCACCAUCGAGUGGUGAACAUGUAGUACACUUCAGGCAGAGGCAAAGGUCAGCUCGGUAUCAAAAGGAUCUGGCUGACCGGCGCAUUUCGGUCCAUCCAGAUCUACAUAACUCAUCCUCAAACAGUCCAUGGGUGUCUCUUCUGCGUGAAACCAGCUGGACCCCUAGCUUGAAUGAGCGGAGACAGUCACUACACAAUCUUAUCGAAGACACAUUAGAUGCAGAUAUCGAACAAGACAACAGAAGGUCUCGUUUAAUGAACGAACCUGUGAAAAGGUUGAAAGGAUUUCAGAAAUGGAAACACACACGGAGAGUGGAAUGGCGUCGAUUCAAGGACAGAGUAGCAGAUUCUUUCUCGUCUCUGAUAAUAUGGAAUGGAUCUUUCAAACAAAUCGAAGGUGCCUUUGGAAUGGGCAUAGGGUCCUAUUACCGCUUCCUCAAAUUGCUGUUUCAACUGAACAUCGUCAUUGCCCUCAUCAUGAUACUACCCAUUACUGUUCCUCAGGCGAUUUUCUCACCCGCCACUUUCAACGAAUCUCUCCUACUCGUCAACUUUUCAACUGCUGCUCUGGACGUUCCAUUAAUAAGUGCCCAGGUGGCAGUAUCAAUACCAUCGCCCAAUGAUACCAGUGGCGUAGCGCAAGCUCUGACAUCUUCGACUAGUGUGAACUUUGUUGCCGACGCAAUGAGCUGCUCUGCAAACUACACUGCGACUGUGGAUGAGCGUGUGGCUGCAGCGACACCUCUAGAGUCAGUCUUAUCAUUUCUCCAGGGAGACGGUUGGAUGACAAACACAAUUCUUUUUGCUGGAUACUACUUCAACAAAACCGUGUAUAGCCAGGGUGAUCCAGUUUUCUCCUACAACAUGCCGCUGGCCUAUAUCCUGGCCACUGGUGCCUACUUCCUCUUCAGUUUGAUUGUCAUGGUGACAUACAUUGGCGAGGGCUUCCGGCAGAACUUCCUCGAGGGCGAGGGAAAGAUGUUUGCUUACUGCAACAACACGUUUGGAGGCUGGGAUUAUUGUAUCAGUACAGAGAAGGCUGCCAAGAUGAAGCAGAAGAUCCUAUAUGCGGACUUGACACGAGAUCUCGAAAACGAACGCAUGAAGAUGCGUCGUUCUAACCGCACGACCAAAGAGAAAUUCUCGCUCUACAUCAAAAGGAUCUUCAUCAAUAUUGUUGUGAUCACCGUUCUAUGUGGUGCAGGCUAUCUCAUCUUUCUCAGUAACAAGUACUCACUAGAGUGGGGUCAGCUGACCACUCUGAAUGACUUUGUGAAGCUGAUUGUGGAGUACUUGCCUGCUCUUGUGAUCUCCAUCUUGAACUUCAUCAUUCCCUUGAUGUUCAUCCAUAUUGUCAGACCCGAGGAUUACACGCCCGAGUUUGAGAUCAGAAUAACACUUCUCAGGACAGUAUUUUUGCGACUUGCUUCCUUGACGGUACUCAUCCUGUCUGUCUACACUCAAAUUACUAACUGUGAAACAUAUGUUUGUGGAAACUGCCAGACAACUUCAUAUUGCUGGGAAACUUUCAUCGGGCAACAGUUCUACAAACUGGUCAUGUUGGAUUUCUUCAUCCCAGUUGGAAUUGCUAUAUUUGUGGAGUUCCCACGCAAGCUUCUUUGGAAGAAGUUUAAUGACAAGAAGAUCUUCAAAUUGAUUGGCGAACAGGAAUUCAUCAUUGCUAAACAGGUUCUCGAUAUUGUCUACUCUCAAACACUUUGCUGGAUUGGUGCCUUUUUCUGCCCCAUCAUUCCUGGCAUGACCGUGGUCAAGUUCUUCAUCCUCUUCUACAUCAAGAAAUAUGUUCUCUUGUUCUGCUGUGUUCCAAGUGCAAGGACGUACAGGGCUUCCAACUCCAAUGCCUUCUUUACAUCCAUGUUGCUCCUUUCAUUUAUCUUGACGUGUCUACCAGUCGGAUGGUCCAUCGCAAAAAUUUCUCCCUCUCAGAGCUGUGGUGCCUUUCGUAUCUACAGCAAAGCUGACUUCGUUAUGUUUGACAGUAUAACAAAUGUGAUCGGAACGUGGCCUCAAGAAGCAAAAGAUGUGUUUUACUUCCUGGGCUCUCCUGCGUUUUAUGCCCCUCUAGCUGUGCUACUACUCAUUUUGAUCUACUACUACUACUGUGUUGCGUCCGGUCAUGAACGGAUGAUAGAGAUUCUCAAAGAUGAACUGGCAAUGGAAGGGAAAGACAAGAAGUUUCUCCUGGAUCGUGUCUAUGAGGCACAAAUGAAGAAGGAAUCUCUCUCCCGACAAGCGGUUGCCUCAUGAUUCAGCACAACCCAAAAAAAUUAUAUAUUUAGGCGAUUUUUUGCUCAGCUUAUUUUGAUGCAGUUUUGGACAAAAGGUUACUGAAAUACAGCCUGAGGCACUAUUUAUAUGAGCUUGUUGGUCAUCAUCAUCGAUCAGCUGCACAGCAGGUGGCCAUAGGCUUCCUCUUUCUAACCCACAUUGUACCAGAACCUGGGCCAGGUCCUGAACAUUCUGAACUAUCAGAGGUAGUCCGUCUGUAAACUCCCGGCCCAGCUCCAAGCUGGUUGAAGGGUGCCUGUGCAAAGGCCUGUAUUAUGUGUAACAGGACUACUUGAAAGAGACACAGCAAAAUCGGCUAAAUUGCAAUCUAGUCUACACAGUAUUAUAGUGUGUGUAUAGUACCCUCUGGAUACACUUAUGCCUAAACCGCAAUAAUAAAGAUACUUGAAGUUGUGAAUCCUAAUGGGAGUAAUGAAAAAAUGGCAAUUUCUGACAAUAGGCAGUCCCCCUUCCAAAAAAGAUCCCGCCUAGCAGUGAGAGAACUUUGUUAAAGGAUAAUGCUUUCGUCUCCAAUUCAGGAGGAGUGUCAUGACAAUAUCCAAAAAGAUCAAAAUGAGCUUAUUUGUCUGUCUUUCAGAUCUGUCUGUCUGUGAUACAAUGUUUGUGUAUAACGUCUGUGUCGGGCUUGAAGGGGUUUGCCCUUGGUAAUAACUGGUGGUUCGGGAAAAUAUAAAUGCAGUUAUACACAAUGCUGUAUUGCAGCAUACUAAUACAUAUACGCAUUUGCUGAAACUUGGUACUUAUAAUAUUUUGUUAUCUGUCUACAUAACAGCAAUGCUGAAAGUAAUAUCUAGUACGUAUAUUUAUGCAAUUAGAACUUUGCAAAUUCAAUAACAAUUUCAAAUUUUUAACGAAAGGCUUAGGCCAAGACUUUUACUCUUUAUUUCCAAGUAAAUCUAUUUUAUACUCUUUUAUUGUGAUGUCAUGUCAUGUUGAAUUAAUCACCAAAAAGCCUAUUUUAUACCUACUUUAUACUCUUUUAUUGUGGUGUCAUGUCUUGGUGAAUUAAGGCCCUAUUUUAUACUCUAAAAUCAGGUUUCAUUUUGGCCCUAACCCUGUGUCAUAAUCUAUGGUCUGUAACGAACAACAAGAAUUGAUAAAGACCAUAGAUUAUGAUACAGAGUUAGGGCCAAAAUGAAACCUGAUUUUAGAGUAUAAAAUAGGGCCUUAAUUCACCAAGAAAUGACACCACAAUAAAAGAGUAUAAAGUAGGUAUAAAAUAGGCUUUUACUCUUUAUUUCCAAGAAAACCUAUUUUAUACUCUAUUAUUGUGGUGUCAUGUCAUGGUCAAUUAAUCACCAAUUUUAUACUCUAAAAUCAGGUUUCAUUUUGGCCCGAACCCUGUAUCAUAAUCUAUGGUCUGUAACGAACAACAAGAAUUGAUAAAGAGUAGUCUUUUUAAUUAAUUAUUAGUAACAAUUAUACUACAUGUAGAUUCAUGUAACUACAAUGUACAUGUACAAGUAACAUAUUCUACAAGUACAGGUAUGCUAUAAGAAUCACUUAUUGACCUGUAACCUGGUAGAUAUCAUAUAUAUGUCUCCGUUUACUAAUGUUGUUUAGCUUGAUUUAAUUUUAACAUGCAGAUUCUAUAACACUACAUGUAGUAUUCCACUUAUUACUGAAAUAAAAUUAAUAUUCAUAUUUUGACACCCAAAUAAUUUUGCUAUGACAGGUGACUGCUGGAGAAGCUGGAGAACACUCUUGGUUUUAUCCUAUCGCUGUGGCAUUUGGAUGAGGGAGUAUUUCGUUUUUUAAUCAACUUUGGGAACGUUGUCUAUUAUACGUGUAAGGCCGCACUUUUUUAAUAAAUUUGAUUACAAAACUUCAGAUCCAAAACCUAUGUGGGUGGGGCGGGAAUAAAAAAAUUCUUCCAUCUCAUGGGAGUAUUUCGUUUUUUAAUCAACUUUGGGAACGUUGCCUAUCAUACAUGUAAGGCCACACUUUUUUAAUAAGUUUGAUUACGAAACUUCAGAUCCAAAACCUAUGUGGGUGGGGCGGGAAUUAAAAAUAAUUCCAUCAGACUCAAAUCUAUGUGGGGCGGUAGAAUAAAAACAUGCUUAUUUUUUAUCAACUUUAGCCUCAGAUCAUACAAGGGGACCCAAAAAAUAAAAAUUGGUUGAAAUUGGUCGUCGGGAAAAAUAUUUUUUCAUUUCUCUCUAUUUCAUGGUCGGGGCAGGGAAAAAAAGUGUGUCAAAACUGUCGUCGGGACUUCUUUUUUUUUCCACUUUCCGGAAAUGACCCCCAGGGGGAUUGUGUCAUAAUCCAACAAAUAAAAAAAAGUGGCCUAAAUCAGACUGGUUUUAAUUACAAUAUUUAUGCCUUAUCAAAUACGCUGCUGUGUGAUAUAUUUAUAUCUUAUAAUUGUAAUCAUGCAACAUGAUUUUAUAAAAUGUUGACCUUUGUUAUAUAAAUGAAUAUAUAUCUUAUAUCAGAUUAAACAUUAAACUUUGUAUAUUCUCGUUGGAAAGUAGAGGGACACCAGAUUUACCUGACUACUUGAUAGUGUUAUUUUAACAAAUCCAUGUCGAAAAAAAGUUUCUAAUGUGACGAAAAUAUCACAGUUUCAAAAUAUUGAAAAAAGUUUUGAAAUAUUGAAAUGUUCACUUCCAAAUGAGAAAUGUUCACAUCCCCUUUGUGUCUUUUGGUGGUCCUUUAAAUUUAGAAAGCUACACACUAAUUGUAUAUUUCUUAUUCUGCGAGACUCGAUUAUUAAUUGAAGGGGCUAGCAACUUUUUUGCAACCCAAGAUAUCGUAACCAAGAAAAUUUUUCGCCGGGUUUUAUCUGCGAUUGCUUACCUUUUAAUACAAAACAUUUACCAUGCAUAUAUUUUGCACAACUCUGUAAUGCAUAAUCUGUAAUGCUGAAUGUGUACAUGUAGGUGUGAUAGUGCUGAUGCUAGAUAGUUUUUAUUGGAGCAUGGAGGUAUUAUUAAUAAUACCUCCAUGAUUGGAGUCAGUUGCUCAAAACAAAACUUCCCCGUUGAUGGAGGGUCGGUUCAAAACCUGGCACUGGCACUGGCACUGGCACUGCCCCAAGGUAAUUUCUGGUCUGCAGACUAGAUUUUGCUUAUGCCUGAUCGCAGUAGGCCUAGUUCUGAACCAAAUAUUGGCCCAAAUAUUUACCGAUUGUCCUUUUCCAUUUGAAACAACCUGAUAUCCAGAGCUAGAGAUCCAUGCACACUCCUUUGUAAAAUGUCAGGCUAUAUACACAUGGCGUAAGGGAUUGUCUGCAGUCGGCAGCCACUUUUGCACAGGGGGGCUUGAGAAAGGAAUUUGGUGAAGUUUUAAUAAUCAAUGCCUUUUACGGACACAAUAAGCUGCAAUCCUCAUCAGUUUUCACCAAUUGCAUUUUAUGGGACGUAAAACUUUUAUUUUGUUGUAUUUCUUGCAAAAACGCUGCCAGUGCCAGUGCCAGUGCCAGUGCCAGAGUGCCAGUGCCAGGUUAUGAACGGACCCGUUGUUGGAGGGUAAUUUGAUACUCUCAAAAGUUCUAUUGUAAGUUUUAGCCAUUUUUUGUUGAAGCCGGUAAAAAGUUUCAUGAUUCUAUCUUUUUUCAAAGUAAAAUAAGAAUCACUGUGGUACAUAACAAUGAAAUGUGAUAUCUACAUGUAUUGUAUGGGUGAAUGUAAAAAUGAAUAUACAAAUAAAUAUAACGUUAUUUUACACUAAAUUC